This is a messenger RNA of Capsicum annuum, 1186 nucleotides long. RefSeq names its product protein FREE1. Gene Ontology annotation, biological process: multivesicular body assembly; intralumenal vesicle formation. Gene Ontology annotation, cellular component: ESCRT I complex; late endosome membrane. Lineage: Eukaryota; Viridiplantae; Streptophyta; Magnoliopsida; Solanales; Solanaceae. The record is from RefSeq and is a predicted model, not a curated record. Gene Ontology annotation, molecular function: ubiquitin binding; metal ion binding.
CCAGAUUCCUCUUUCACUGUCAAGGAACUUUCCUUUUCUUCCACACACAUAUUCUUUAUCUAAACUCCCCUUAAAUCACAAAUUAAACAUCUUAAAAUACAUAAUAAUUUUCUCUAAACUGAUCAAUCAAUCACCGUUAAAUCUUUCUCCUUCUCCGAUCAAUCAUAUAAAUUCCGAUAUGCAGCACGGUGACGUUAGCUCUACCUACUACCAAUAUUACCAGCCUCCCUUUCCCAACCCUAACCCUAAUCCUAACCCUAGCUCUACUCCGGCCGAUCCACCCUACACUCCGGCGGCUGCCGUCCCCAGCCAAUUUGCAUCUGCUCCGCCGGUUGCUUCCGGUGAUUACUCCAAUUACGCCUCCGCAUAUCCGCCGUAUGCUCAGCCCUCUGCCGAUCAUGCCCCUAAUCCACCUGCUCCCUUCCCUUCAAAUCCCACCUCUCAAUCGUCAUACGGUUUCCCUCACCUCGAGGCUCCGCAGCCAAAUUAUUAUCCGUAUGAUCAAAAUCAAGCACCUGUGAGUUAUGAUUAUGCUGCUCCUGCUGCUAAUUAUCAGGAACCGAAUCCGCCUAAUUAUAAUUCAGUGAAUUCGCCAGCUCCUUAUUCAUCGACGUCAUUUGGCGGCUCGGCAGGGACUAAUUAUGGUAAUUCGUAUGAGAAUAGCUCUAAUUAUCGUUCGUAUGGAGAUCAGGGAUUGUAUGAGAGUGGUGUUUACAAGUACAAUGGGAAGAAAGAGGAGUCGUAUAGUGGAAAUCGAUCAAAUGCGGGUAUGAUGUUUGAUGAUUAUGGAAGACCAAUCAAUGUUCAUAGUGGUAGGGAGCAGCAGAGACCUGUGAGUGCUCCUAAAGUUGUGAAAGCAGCACCUAAGAUUGAGGACCAACAAGAUGCCACAGGUGGUGUUUUGAAGUUUCGUGUCAAGCUUUUAUCCGAAGGCUUUGGUCAGAGUGACAUGGAUGUGCUUUGUCAGAUUGGUCUAGAUGGGAUUCGCUUACUUGAUCCUGCUACUAGCCGAACUCAGAGGAUAUAUUCACUCGAGAACGUGACAAGAUGGGAGGUGUUGGAUUCACAUAUAUUUGCAUUUUGGGCCAAAACUUCUGUUGACAUUGAAGCUAAACGUAUCAGGCUGAAAUCAAAUAGCUAUACCACCAACAAUAUUCUUGAUGCAGUGACAGCAGCAAGUAUUCAG